Molecule: messenger RNA, 3669 nt
Organism: Passer domesticus (house sparrow)
Lineage: Eukaryota; Metazoa; Chordata; Aves; Passeriformes; Passeridae
Gene: APOBEC2
Product: apolipoprotein B mRNA editing enzyme catalytic subunit 2
Exons: 4
Coding region: 1881-2732 (283 amino acids)
Biological process (GO): cytidine to uridine editing
Cellular component (GO): nucleus; cytoplasm; membrane
Molecular function (GO): RNA binding; cytidine deaminase activity
Source: RefSeq, a predicted model, not a curated record
CUGGGAAGGGUUUGGAGAGUCCUGAGGGGGCUGGGAAGGGUUUGGAGAGUCCUGAGGGAGCUGGGAAGGGGCUCAGCCUGGAGCAAAGGAGGCUCAGGGGGAAUUUGUGGCUCUGCACAACUCCCUGCCAGGAGGGGACAGCCAGGGCGGAUUUGGGAUCUUGUCGCAGGGAACAGGGACAGGAGGAGAGGGAACGGCCUCAGGCUGGGCUGGGGAGGCUCAGGUUGGACAUCAGCAGGAAUUUCCUCCUGGAAAGGGCUGGAAGGGGCUGCCCAGGGGGUUUGGAGUGCCCAUCCCUGGAGGUGGCACUGAGUGCUCAGGGUGAGGAUUGGGCACAGCUGGGACACGAUGAUCCCGAAGAGAUUUUAUGAACAAAUUCAGAGCCAGCUGGAUAAAAUAUGAAAUCAGUGGGGACAGGGACAGGUGGAGAGGAACCUCAGUACAAACUCUGCAAUUUGGGGUCCCUGAGUGCUGCUGGGAGGCCCCUCCUGAGCCCUUGGGGACACAUUUGGGGUCACAAGCAGCCACCAGAGCCCUCACCCACCCCCAGCUCCGACACAGCAGCUCCGUGGUGCCCUUUUAUAUUUUUGGCUGCAGUGGGGGGAGGAUCAUGGCUGUUCCAAGCACUGCCCUAGAAGGAGCUGGGGAGCAGCUGGGAAAGGCUGGAGAGAGGGGGAACCUCAGUGCCACAUUCCCCAGAUUAGAUUAGAGCUCAGCCCUCGGAGGGGCCAGGCUAAAGCUGCAGCAAAAUUGGGACCCCAGCCAGGAAGAGCUUCCAAAAAUAAAGCAGAGUGGGUCAGAGGGACUGGAGAGGGGCUGAGAUGCUGCUAGAAAAUAUGAGGAUUAGGAGGAAAUGAGCUGUCAGUCAUUGGGAGAGGAUUCCCACCCUAAAAGCAGCCCCUGAAAUGUCAGAGGUGACAGCAAUUGGACAGGGGAGGUGGAAUUUGAGCGUUGUCACCACACAGGAGGCAAAACACCACCCCUGCCCUGCAGGAAAGUAUUCUAGGCUUAAAAAGAAAUAAAAUCCUGCACCAUGGAAGAUAUAUGUUCCAUGGAUAGGAUGUCUUGAAAUUUGUCAAAUCCUUGGUUGGGCUGUCACCACUGUCACCUAAACAACACCACCUAAACAACAACUCAUCAAAGGGGUGCUCUGUCCCCAAAAACUGCAUCCAUGGUGGCACUGGGGAAAAACUCCAAAGGAUAUCCAGCCCAGCAAAGGCAGGGUGAUGGCAAGGGGGCUGGGAAGAGCAGCCAGAAUUAAUUAUCUGUGAUAAUUUGUUAUUAAUUUUCUCUGAUAAUAAAUGACCUGCCUGAUGGUGUGGAUUUAUUUCCCUUUGUGAUGGUGCAGCCUCCUCCCAAGGCUCUAAAGAGCUGAAUUUAACAGGAUCACAAAGGCUGACUUGGCUCCAAAGCAGAUAUUCCCACAGAUUUGAUUUUUAUGGAAUACCUCUUCUCCUCUUCCAACUAAGAGCAGGUUUUUCCACUAAUACUGACUGAAUACUCCAUCAAAUACAGAUGAAUACUCCACAUUUACUCAAAGCUUGCUGGUGGUGGAUUCUGAGUGCAAAGCCCACAGUACUGGAGGUUUGAUUUCCAAUGUGCUUUGAUCCCAAAAUCCUGCACAGCCACGCUUUUCCCACCUCCUUUGCCCCAUGGCAUGGCCAGGAUUGGUCCCUGGGGAAACCUCACCCAGGUUUUUAAUUAAACUCGGCUCAGGCAGGAUUGAUACAAACUGUAAGUGAUUGAAAUUGAGAGUGAGAUGCUGGGAUAGUUUAAUAUAAUCCUGAAGGGAACAAAAAAGAGAGGGAAAACCCCUCCAACCCAGCUGUACCCCAGUGCACUGGGAAUUUCUGGAACAGAAAGGAGGAAAAUACAGAACAAUGGGAGAAGUAGCACUGCUGCCCACUGCGAAUUCCAGCUGGAUUUUCAAAUAUUUGGGAGAAGGUUCUGGCUUGGAUUUACAGCUCCAACCAGGAGAUUUCCCCCUCAGAGUCCUGCAUGAGGAGGAUGGGAGGAACCACAGGAUGCUCCAGUGGCCACAGCUCGGUCCCAGUGUGCUGGGGAAGAUGGCAGAGAAGCAGGAGGAGCCCAGCAAUGCCCAGAACGGGGAACCCGACAACGCCGAGGAGGGCGAGGGGAAGAAGAAGAAGGUGAAGAGGGAGGACCUGCCACCCUUUGAGAUUGUCACAGGGGAACGCCUCCCAGCCAUCUUCUUCAAAUUCCAGUUCAGGAACGUGGAGUACAGCUCGGGCAGGAACAAAACCUUCCUGUGCUACGUGGUGGAGACGCAGGGCAAGGAGCCGGUGACCAGCCGGGGCUACCUGGAGGACGAGCACGCGGCCGCCCACGCCGAGAUGGCUUUCUUCAACACCAUCCUGCCCACGUGCCAGGCGGGCGCCCGCCACGACGUCACCUGGUACGUGUCCUCCAGCCCCUGUGUCACCUGCGCCCAGAGGAUCUGCGAGGCCCUGCGCAAGAACAAGGGGCUGCGCCUCACCAUCAUGGUGGGCAGGCUCUUCAUGUGGGAGGAGCCCGAGAUGCAGGCGGCCCUCAGGAGCAUGAAGGAGGCGGGCUGCAAGCUGAGGAUUAUGAAGCCUCAAGACUUUGAGUAUGUCUGGAAGAACUUUGUGGAGCAGGAGGAAGGGGAGGAGGCCAAGUCCUUUGUGCCCUGGGAGGAUAUUCAGGAGAAUUUCCUGUACUACGAGGAGAAGCUGGCGGAGAUCUUGCACUGAGGCUCAGGAUCAGAAAGGAUCCAUGAAGAGAUGUGACAGACCUGGGACAGUCCUGCUUCCCAAAGCUUUGAUUCCAGCAGGAUGGAGAACCAGCCUCUGGGAAACAAGGCCCUGUGGGACUCCAAACACACACACACAACACAGACCUCUGGUGUUUGGGAUUUUUUGGGUGUUUUUUGUUCCUCCCCCUCCCUGCCCCAACCAAACCCAUGCUGUGGUGAAAGGGAUGGCAGUGAUCCACAGGCAGGCUGUGGGAUCACAUUCUGGGAAUCCUUCAUGGGAAAAGACCUUAGAGCAAAGCUGCUGGUUAGGUAAAUACAUUAGAAAGUGGAAAAGAAAGGGAUUUAAGGUGAAAAAGAAGUUUUCUCCCUCUGUUCUCCUCAAUAGUCAGAGCUGUGAUUUAAUUCAGGGCCAACAGCUCUCUUCCAAAUCUGAUGGAGCCCGAGAACUUGAUAUCAAACAAUGUUAUUUGGGAUAUAAACCUGGGAAAAGCAGAAUGAAAUAAAAUGGGAAGCCACUGCAAAAGCCAAAACACUGUUUAUUCCUUCUUCUCUACUUGCAAGAAGUCCUAAAUUGAACCUGACAAGUCUGAGUUCAAGGACAUCCCGGGACAGCCACACAGGGAAUAUUUUGUAGCUGGGAAGGGAGAACUAAAUGCCAAAAAAAUUUCCAGAGUACACACAACUGUUGGAGAGCAGGAUCAUUUUCCAUGUAAAACAAAGCUCACGGGGAUACCAUGAGUUAGGAACCAGGACAAAAACCCAGACACAAAUAAGGGGAAGGACUGAAUCCAUGAGCAGCCUCAGUGCCUGUUCUGGAUCAGCUCUCUGCUCCAAAUUCCUCUUUGUUGUUUUUCCCAGCUACAGCAAUUCCCCACCAAAGAGUUCUACAAAAUAUGGGCAGGGAACAAGGAGAGUAAGGAUAAAGACAAACAGGA